Talaromyces atroroseus is the source of this 1215-nucleotide messenger RNA. RefSeq names its product Diphosphomevalonate decarboxylase. Lineage: Eukaryota; Fungi; Ascomycota; Eurotiomycetes; Eurotiales; Trichocomaceae. The coding region runs from base 1 to 1215 and encodes 404 amino acids. Gene Ontology annotation, cellular component: cytosol. Gene Ontology annotation, biological process: isopentenyl diphosphate biosynthetic process, mevalonate pathway; isoprenoid biosynthetic process. Gene Ontology annotation, molecular function: ATP binding; diphosphomevalonate decarboxylase activity. The transcript has 2 exons. The record is from RefSeq and is a predicted model, not a curated record.
AUGGCUGACAGCAAUGUAUUCCGUGCUACCACGACUGCCCCAGUCAACAUUGCCGUCAUUAAGUACUGGGGAAAGCGCGAUGCGACAUUGAACCUGCCCACAAAUUCGUCUCUCUCAGUGACCCUCUCUCAACGCUCUCUACGCACCGUAACCACAGCAUCGUGCUCUCCCAGUUACCCUGCGGUCGAGGGAGACAGUCUUACGCUGAAUGGCAAGCCCGAAAACAUUUCGUCCUCCAAACGAACACUCGCCUGUCUCUCCAGCUUGCGCGCUCUGCGCAAGGAGCUCGAGUCUGCCGAUUCAUCUCUCCCGGAACUCUCAACAUAUCCGCUGCGUAUCGUCUCCGAGAACAAUUUCCCAACCGCUGCUGGUCUAGCAAGCUCUGCCGCAGGCUUUGCAGCGCUCAUUCGGGCCAUUGCAGACCUGUAUAAGCUUCCCCAAUCACCAACAGAUCUCAGUCGUAUUGCUCGACAGGGCUCGGGCUCUGCCUGUCGCUCGCUUCAGGGAGGAUACGUUGCUUGGCGAUCGGGCACCAAUGAGGACGGCAGCGAUAGUGUUGCUGAAGAGGUGGCGCCAGCGUCCCACUGGCCAGAUAUGAAAGCUCUCAUAUUGGUUGUCAGUGCAGAGAAGAAAGACGUGCCAAGCACAACGGGCAUGCAGACUACUGUCCACACCUCGCCGCUGUUCGCAACUCGCGCCGAGCACAUUGUGCCCAAGCGCAUGAUAGCGAUGGAAGAAGCAAUCACCAAUCGGGAUUUUGCUGCUUUUGCUGACCUCACCAUGCGCGAUUCAAACAAUUUCCAUGCUUGUUGUUUGGAUUCGGAACCACCUAUUUUCUACCUGAACGAUGUGUCGCGGGCUGCUAUUCGUCUAGUCAACGACAUCAACCGAGUGGCCGGCAAGACUGUCGCGGCUUAUACCUUUGACGCUGGCCCAAAUGCUGUCAUUUACUACCUCGACGAAGUCUCUGAAGUCGUUGGUGGGACGUUCAAAGCUAUUCUGGGCGAAUCUCUCGAGGGCUGGGACGGUCCAUUUGGCGACAGACUCAGGGGGGUUUCUGCAGGAGUUGAUCUGAACAGUCUCGACUCCAAGGCUAUCGAGGUACUGAAAAAUGGUAUCAGCCGCGUUAUCCUAACUGGCGUUGGUGAAGGACCUGCGCCGAUUGAUACGCAUCUUGUCAGCGAGACAGGUGAUAUCCUGAGUCUUGAGUCUUGA